GGGGGACGAAAGCAACGCCCCAACCAACCACCCUCCUCCGUCUCCAUUUCACUCCAUCAUAACAUAGCACCACACCAUCCGGGCAUCAUUCGUGGUGGUAGUACUCUGCUCUCGCUCAUCACCGAUUACCAGCAGCUCCGUCGUCACCGGCCGUGCUCGGGCACAACCGAGCGCGCGGCUCCGGCCAUUGCCGUGGUGGUGGUGGUCGUGUAACCAUCGUCGUCGUCGGAGGAGGAACAGCGGCGGCGGCAAGAUGUUCGGGCGGGACCCGUGGGGCGGGACGCUGGAGAUCUCGAACGCGGACUCGGCGACGGACGACGACCGGAGCCGGGACCUGGACCGGGGCGCCAUGAUGCGGCACCAGCUGGACGAGACGCAGCAGAGCUGGCUCCUCGCCGGCCCCGGCGACCAGGCGGGCAAGAAGAAGAAGAAGUACGUCGACAUCGGGUGCAUGGUCAUCGACCGCAAGAUCUUCAUGUGGACCGUCGGCACCAUCCUCGGCGUCGGCCUCUUCAUCGGCUUCGUCAUGAUGAUCGUCAAGCUCGUCCCGCACAAGAAGCCCGCGCCGCCGCCGCCCGACGAGUACACGCUCGCCCUGCACAAGGCGCUCAUGUUCUUCAACGCGCAGCGAUCCGGUCCUCUGCCCAAGCACAACGGCGUGAGCUGGAGGGGCAACUCCGGCAUGAAGGACGGCCUCUCCGACAGCACCACCAAGAAGAGCCUGGUCGGCGGCUUCUACGACGCCGGGGACGCCAUCAAGUUCAACUACCCCAUGGCCUGGUCCAUGACCAUGCUCAGCUGGACCGUCAUCGAGUACAAGGCCAAGUACGAGAAGAUCGGCGAGCUCGACCACGUCAAGGAGAUCAUCAAGUGGGGCACCGACUACAUGCUCAAGACCUUCAACUCCUCCGCCGACACCAUUGAUAAGAUCGUCGCCCAGGUGGGUAUAGGUGACACCUCCAAGGGCCCCUCGCCAAAUGACCACUACUGCUGGAUGAGACCAGAGGAUAUCGAUUACAAGAGGCCUGUCAUCGAGUGCCACUCUUGCUCUGACCUUGCCGCUGAAAUGGCCGCUGCCCUUGCAGCGGCUUCCAUAGUGUUCAAGGACAACAAGGCAUACUCUGACAAGCUCGUCCACGGUGCCAAGGCGCUGUACAAGUUCGGUAGAGUGCAGCGGGGCCGAUACAGCCCCAAUGGCUCUGACCAGUCGCUGUUCUACAACUCCACCAGCUACUGGGACGAGUUUGUCUGGGGUGGUGCCUGGAUGUACUUCGCCACGGGGAACACGUCGUACCUCACGGUCGCCACGGCUCCAGGAAUGGCGAAGCACGCGGGGGCGUUUUGGCUUGGCAGUCCAAAUUAUGGAGUGUUCACCUGGGAUGACAAACUUCCAGGAUCUCAGGUUCUUCUCAGCAGGUUGCGGCUCUUCCUAAGUCCAGGGUACCCUUAUGAAGAAAUACUAAGGACCUUCCACAACCAAACUGACAAUGUCAUGUGCUCAUAUCUACCAGUAUACAAUUCAUUCAACUUCACUAAAGGAGGAUUGAUACAACUCAACCAUGGAAGGCCGCAGCCACUUCAGUAUGUUGUCAAUGCGGCUUUCCUUGCCUCUUUGUAUGCUGAUUAUCUGGACACUGCUGAUACACCAGGGUGGUACUGUGGACCUAAUUUCUACAAGACAGAUGUCCUCCGCAAGUUUGCAAAGUCACAGCUCGAUUACAUCCUAGGCAAGAACCCACAAAAGAUGAGCUACGUCGUGGGUUAUGGGAAGAAGUACCCCAAGCGUGUUCAUCACAGAGGGGCAUCAAUCCCUCAUAACGGUGUCAAGUAUGGAUGCAAGGGAGGUUUUAAAUGGAGGGAGUCUAAAAAGGCAAACCCUAAUGUCCUCAUCGGAGCAAUGGUUGCUGGCCCUGACAGGCACGAUGGCUUCAAAGAUAUCCGCACAAACUACAAUUACACAGAGCCUACUCUUGCAGCAAAUGCUGGCUUGGUUGCAGCACUGAUUUCUCUAGCUGACAUCGAUACCGGCAGCAGAAAUUCGAUUGAUAAGAACACCAUCUUCUCAGCAGUUCCCCCGAUGUUCCCAACUCCACCACCACCACCAUCAGCUUGGAAACCAUGAAGAGUCAGAACCCUCAACAUUCAUAAGCAUCAAAUGGAGGGAGCAACAGAUGGUUGUUUGAUAUACAGCAAAGGCCACAAACAGAAAGCAGCAACAUAAGCUUACAGAAAGAGUUUCUACUUCUGUAUCGGUAUGACGGAUCAGUAUAAAUCAUCUGUCAGCCAUGGAGUGGAAGUUGUGUGCAAUUUGAGAAACUAAUUUUUGAGGUCCUUGUUGUUAUUCAUAUUCCGAGUUCACGUGUGAAGUUCUUUUUGUAGAAAUGGUACCUUUGUAAGCCCUUUUGUUUUAUAGGAGUGACUUUUUCGUCACAGUAUAGUAAAGGAUGUGUGACCUUCA
Messenger RNA from Lolium perenne, 2458 nucleotides. Its product is annotated as endoglucanase 10. Gene Ontology annotation, molecular function: hydrolase activity, hydrolyzing O-glycosyl compounds. Gene Ontology annotation, biological process: carbohydrate metabolic process. The record is from RefSeq and is a predicted model, not a curated record. Lineage: Eukaryota; Viridiplantae; Streptophyta; Magnoliopsida; Poales; Poaceae.